AUGCCACAAAUUAGUCGAGAUGAAAGUGAUGCAAUUCGAAGAAUAGUUGAUGAAUUAAUAGAAAAUUUUGUUGAUAUGAAAGAACGAGGAAAUCAAGAUGAAACUAUAUCUCGGUUUAUUAACGAUUUUAUAAUUGAUAAUAAACGUCAACCUUAUCAAAUUUACGAUUGGUUAUUAAAUAAUCAAAAUACUCCACAAUACAUAACAUUACUUGGAUAUUUUUAUUUUGAUGCGAUUGGAACUGAAGAAGAUUUAAAAAAAUGUUUUAGUUUAUUUCUUACUGCUGCAAAGAUGGAUUAUUCAAUAGCUCAAGAUUUACUUGCUGAUUGUUAUAAUUAUGGAUUUGGAACUCCGAGAAAUGAGGAUUUAAGUUUUAUGUGGUAUAAAAAAGCUGUCGAAAGUGGAAGUGUGAAUGCUGAAAAUGGUCUUGCUGGAUGUUAUAAAACUGGAUUUGGAACAAAGAAAGAUAAAUCAAAAACUGCUUUACAUUAUAAAAAUGCUACAAAGAAAGGAAAUUGUACUGCAAUGUUGUAUUUGGGUUGGUGUUAUGAAAAGGGAUUCGGUUUAGUAAAAGAUUAUGAUCAAUCAAUGAGUUUAUAUGAAAAAGCUGAUAAAAAUGGAAAUUUAUUAGCAUUUUACUCCUUGGAUAAGUUACAAAGAAAGGUUAAUAAGACUGCGUCACAACCACCAUCUGAACCUUCUGUAUCAUCCCCACAAUCGGAUUCUCAGGAGGAAACAGAUUCUGUUUCAUCACAGGAAGAAACAAAUAUGCAUUCAUCUCAAAAAGAAGAUGAGCAGGAAGUAGAAGUAGUCAAAUUAAUUGUUACAGAUCAGUUGACAUUCAAGCAGGAGGAACACUUUGAUGAAUCUUUUAAUAAUGAUGAAAAAUAA
Cetraspora pellucida is the source of this 891-nucleotide messenger RNA. The record is from the annotation of a GenBank genome assembly. NCBI's taxonomy places the organism in Eukaryota, Fungi, Glomeromycota, Glomeromycetes, Diversisporales, Gigasporaceae.